AUGGUUGCCUCAUCCAGUGCGGAUCGAAAUCUUCAUUCUGACUUCUUGUGGCACAGCGAAAACUCCUACCGACUACACUGCCUGUCGAUUGCAUCAUGCGUUGUUUCUUCUACUGAUACUGGUCAUAAUUUUUAUUUGAAAGUAAUAAGAAUGAGCGGACUCAUCACGGUCCCUGACACUAUAAAUUUCCCUUCUGAAGAGGAAAAAACGUUGAAAAUUUGGAAUGAAAACAAAGUUUUUGAGAAGUCACUCAAAUUGGCUAGCGAUAGGCCCCGCUAUACUUUUUUUGACGGCCCACCUUUUGCCACUGGCCUUCCUCACUACGGUCACAUUCUAGCAGGAACUAUCAAAGACGUUGUUACAAGAUGGGCACAUCAAGACGGGUACUAUGUGGAACGUCGCUUUGGUUGGGAUACGCACGGUUUGCCUGUGGAGUAUGAAGUCGACAAGAAGUUAGGGAUCAAAGGACCUAGCGAUAUUCUAGAAAUGGGGAUCGGAAAGUAUAAUGCAGAGUGCAGAAGUAUAGUUAUGAGAUAUUCGCAUGAAUGGGAAACUAUGGUUGCUCGAAUGGGGCGGUGGAUCGAUUUCCGAAACGAUUACAAAACACUUUAUCCAUGGUUCAUGGAAAGUGUUUGGUGGGCGUUCAGUGAACUCUUUAAGAAAGGAUUAGUUUACAGAGGUGUCAAGGUGAUGCCAUACUCUACUUCCUGUACUACUCCACUCUCAAAUUUUGAAGCUGGUCAGAACUACAAAGACGUCGUAGAUCCUUGUGUUUGCGUCGGAUUUCGAUUAGAUGAAAAUCAAAAUCGUAUGAUGGUGGCAUGGACAACUACUCCGUGGACUCUUCCCAGUAACCUAGCUCUCUGCGUACAUCCUGACUUAGACUAUGUUGUGGUUAGAGAUCCUGGGAGCGGGAUGGAGUACGUUGUUCUGGAAGAGAGAUUGUUCGAGUUGAAAAAUGAACACUUGGAACUUAUAGAAAAGGUGAAGGGUCGCGUUUUUGAAGGAAAAGCCUACGAACCUUUGUUCCCUUACUUCAGCUACAUGAAGGAAGAGAGGGGUGCAUUCCGUGUACUCUGUAACACUUUUGUCACCACCGACCAAGGAACAGGAGUUGUGCACCAGGCACCUUAUUUUGGCGAAAUUGAUUACCAAAUCUGUCUUGAAAAUGGCGUGAUUACAAAGGAUAUGAAGAUCAUAUGUCCAGUAGACGAAAGUGGAAGAUUCACAAAAGAAGUCACGGAUUUCGCUAACUUGUACGUGAAGGACGCAGACAAGCAGAUAUGCAAAAAUCUGAAAGAGCGCGGAUAUCUAAUAAAGCAGGGCGAAGUUAAACACUCGUAUCCUUUCUGCUGGCGUUCCGACACACCUCUUCUCUACAAAGCUGUUCCUUCUUGGUUUAUUCGCGUAGAACAGAUUAUUCCUAAGCUACUUGCCAACAACGACCAGACUUAUUGGGUCCCUUCGUUUGUGAAAGAAAAGAGAUUUGCAAACUGGCUACGCGAUGCUCGUGACUGGGCCGUGUCGCGUAAUCGUUUCUGGGGAACCCCGAUUAACUUAUGGGUUAGCGAUGAUCUGGAAGAAAUCGUGUGCCCAGGAAGCAUAGCAGAAUUAGAGAGCCUAACCGGCACAAAAAUCACCGAUAUUCAUAGAGAGAGCGUUGACCAUCUAACCAUUCCGUCCAAAACUGGGCGUGGCGUGUUGAAGCGAGUAACAGAGGUGUUCGAUUGCUGGUUUGAAUCGGGAUCCAUGCCAUAUGCUCAAAAUCAUUACCCAUUUGAGAACAAGAAAAUCUUUGAGGAUAAUUUCCCGGCUGACUUUAUUGCGGAGGGAAUUGAUCAAACCAGAGGAUGGUUCUAUACCUUGCUUGUGCUUUCAACGGCACUUUUCAAUAAACCGCCAUUCAAGAAUCUAAUUUGUAAUGGGCUUGUGCUUGCUGCUGACGGAAAUAAAAUGUCGAAGCGGAAGAAGAAUUAUCCGGAUCCGAUGGAGGUGGUUCAAAAAUAUGGUGCAGACGCCCUGCGUCUUUAUUUGAUAAAUUCUCCUGUUGUGCGUGGAGAAAACCUGCGUUUCCGAGAGGAAGGAGUUCGAGACCUUUUAAAAGAUGUUUUCCUUCCAUGGUUCAACGCUUACAGAUUUUUCGUACAAAAUGUGCAGCUAUACGAGCAUGAAACUGGCAGUGUGUUUUCGAUGAAGGACACAAUUAGCGAAAAUGUGAUGGAUAGGUGGAUUGAGUCGUUUACGAACAGUUUGGUGCGAUUUGUCCGUAAAGAAAUGUCUCAGUAUCGUCUUUACGCCGUUGUCACCCCUCUAACACGGUUCUUUGAUACCCUCACAAAUUGUUAUAUUCGUCUCAACCGAAAGAGGAUAAAGGGAGAUUUUGGUGCGAAUGAUCAAACGCAUGCACUUUCUGCUCUUGGUCGAGUUCUAAUCAUAAUUGUCCGGCUCAUGUCUCCCUUCACACCAUACUUUUGUGAAUAUGUUUGGCAGAACUUACGGAAGGUGACCGGUGCCACAGAGGAAUCUGUCCACUUUACCAUGCUACCAACACCUGAUGACAGUCUAAUUGAUGAGUCUGUGGAACGACGAGUUCAGGCAAUGAGAGACUGCAUUGAUUUAGUGCGGGUGCUACGGGAACGUAAAGGAAUUCCUGUUAAGUAUCCACUUAAAGAGAUGAUUGUUGUUAAUCGCGAGCGUCAAUUUCUGGAUGAUCUGAGAAGUCUGGAGCAUUAUAUCUUGUCAGAAGUUAACGUGCGCAAAUUGACUGUAUCACAAGACAAACAGAAGUACGGCAUUACUUUAAAGGCUGAGCCCAACUUCCGCCUCCUUGGUACACGCUUGAAAGGUGAUCAAAAGAAGGUGGUAGACUAUCUCAAAACACAGAUAAAAGAGAGUGAAUUGGAGGAUUUCCUUGAAACAGGGAAACUUACUGUAUUUGGGCAUGAGCUUUCCUCUGAAGAGGUUUAUGUGAGCUACACCAGCGGCCAGGGUGGAGCGAAAGACCAUGGGUACGAAACCCAUUCAGAUGGAAAGACUAUUUUAAUGCUCGACACCUCAGAAGAUUCAUCACUUGUUGAAGAAGGUCUUGCUAGAGAGAUCACUAAUAGGGUGCAGAAACUCAGAAAAGCGGCGAAACUAGUCUCAACGGAUCCAGCUGUAGUCUAUUGCGUGGUUAAACCAGAAACGACUCAACUGGCUACAGUAGUGGGUUCCUAUAAAGAGAAAAUUGAAGAGGCGACAGGAACGCCUAUGAGGUUGGAGUUGUUGCCUUCCGACAAAUCUGCUACCGUCUCUAGUGUGAGCACAGUAAAGGAUGCUGAAGUAUCACUGUGGCUAGUUGUUAGUGAUGCCCUGAAGGACGUGGUUACUGUAGGAUGCAAUGGGAAGACAGUUCGUAUUCACUUGAAGUCAGGCUCCGAGAAAAUGCUAAGUUACAACGAUCUUCUUUAUGAGAUUCGUUCUGCUUUGGAUUUGUGGGAAGGCAAAUUUUGGCUGAUGCUAUCAGACGGGACACGAUUUCAUCCAACUGCGUCUGUCGAGGCGUUGAGUGGGCAAGCUGUGAAACUCGAAUUUUAG
This is a messenger RNA of Necator americanus (New World hookworm), 3576 nucleotides long. RefSeq lists its product as uncharacterized. Gene Ontology annotation, biological process: isoleucyl-tRNA aminoacylation. Gene Ontology annotation, molecular function: tRNA binding; isoleucine-tRNA ligase activity; aminoacyl-tRNA deacylase activity. The transcript has 32 exons. The coding region runs from base 1 to 3576 and encodes 1191 amino acids. NCBI's taxonomy places the organism in Eukaryota, Metazoa, Nematoda, Chromadorea, Rhabditida, Ancylostomatidae. The record is from RefSeq and is a predicted model, not a curated record.